Adelges cooleyi (spruce gall adelgid) is the source of this 1861-nucleotide messenger RNA. RefSeq names its product thioredoxin domain-containing protein 3-like. The record is from RefSeq and is a predicted model, not a curated record. Lineage: Eukaryota; Metazoa; Arthropoda; Insecta; Hemiptera; Adelgidae. The transcript is spliced from 11 exons. The coding region runs from base 83 to 1720 and encodes 545 amino acids.
UUGUAGUUCAUUUUGUGCAUUCAUUAUUUUGUGAACCUGCAUUUAUAUUUGUCUAUAAUACAUUUUUUCAUAAAAAAAAAAUAUGCCGCCAAAAUCGACAGCACAUCACAAAAGAUCUUGCCGGAUGGCGAAAAAAGCAGGACAAGUAGCUCUUCAAGAGGAAGUCAACAAUAACGAAGACUGGCAAAAAUUGUUAGAAAAAACAGGAAUUUAUGUUAUCGACAUUUAUACGGAAUGGUGUGGUCCUUGUGUACCAAUGAUAGCAAAUUUGAAAAAAAUCAAGUUGGAACUUGGCGGAGAUGAUUUGCAUUAUGCAAUUGCCAAGUCUGAUACAAUUGAUGCACUGGAAAGAUUUCGAAAAAAAAGUGAACCUCAUUGGAUGUUCCUCUUUGAUGGACAUUUGGUCAACCUAAUUAUUGAAACAAACGCUCCAAGAUUAGUUAAAUUAAUAACCACUGAAUUUGAACAAUAUAGCAAGUUUAAAAGAGGAGAAAUCCAUAGACACUUUAUGCCUUUUAAUCAAAUAACUGAAGAAGAGUAUAGGAAAAUGGCUGACAACGAGCAAUAUCACGAUUCAAUAUCUAAAGAAGAAAAAAUUGUCAGAGGAGAGCGGAUGAUCAAAAUUAGGGAGCACGCCUUAAAAAAGUUCGUGCAAAAUGUUCAGAAGCAAACGUGUGUUAUGUUCUUCCCUCACACCAUCAAAUACGUUAUGGUGGAAAAACCAGUGGAAGAAGGAAUGGAACCGCCAGACGAACCAGUGAUGCAAGAACAACGAGUGUGCGAUAUAGCCACCACAUGCGCCCGUAAAUUCGAAGAGCUUAUCAUUAUCGACGCCAAAGAACUGCAACUGACCGAAGACACGUUAAACGAGUUAUUUUUUUUGGACAAACAAAUAUUGAACAGCUACCCCCAAGAACUUAUCGACCAGCUGUUGGCAAAUAAAAUCUACUCAGUUAUGGUGUCUUCGCCAACAGCUACAGUUGUCGAAACAGAAGAAGAAGACUUGGAAGCUGAACAGCCAGACCUAAUGGGAGUGAUUGAAAGCAGGAUGAGCUUAAUUAUUUACGGCGAAGGAGGUCCUUUGGACCCUAGCCCCGACUCAAUAGCAGCUCAAACUAGACUGGAAACCGAAGAUGGAGUAAUUAUCCCUUCUUUAUACACCCCCGUCAGUCCGAUGAGUAAGACUGCGGCUCUUGCUGUUCUGUUUCCUAAAUUUUGCGAGAAUAAUGGAUUUUUACCGCCCCAACCACCGGCUCCCCAGUAUCUUGUUAUUUUUGAAAUUACCAAAUCUAACACCGUACUACCGAUCAUAGAGGAUCUUGAAGAUAAUAUAGUAAAUUAUGGAUUUUUCCGCAGUGCUGACCCAGAAAAUCCAAAACUGCUGUGCAAAGAUCCAGAACUACUUGUUACUUACGGCAUGGAACGAGUUGGCAAAGACGCCAAACUCGUGCUUUCGGUACUAAAAGAUGACAAGGACAAAUAUUUACUGCGAUUCGUGGACGUUGGUCCGGUAUAUGUCAGCCCCGAUGAGAACAUUGGUAUCGAUGAUGCCAUAAAAUUCUUCCCUCAUGACUACGAAGAAAUGGAUGGUGAAAUAAAGGCAUGGUUAGCGCAGUCGGAGAGAGACGAGAAUGCCGCGGCAGAAAACUUGUCUGGCGAAGAAAUGGAUGGAGAAUUUGGAGAAGAAGGCAAACCAGAAGAAGGUUCAAUCAUUAUUUGAAGAUAAAUUAAAUGUAGGAAUUGUCUCUUUUAUAAGGACACAUCGAAAUAAUGUAUUAAGAACGUCUGUUAUAAUUAAUAUACAUUUAAUUUCCAAUGUUAUACUACUAAGCAUUUCUGUCAAAGAAAAAUAUAUUUUUAU